UGAGUCAAACAAAAAAAAAACAGAUGUAUGAUAUAACUAUUAUCUCGGGAGAUAUCGCAAUCAUAAACAUAUCAAAAUGUCUGUGACCGCAAAUGUUUGAGACGUUUGAGUAAUAAAAAUAAAUCCUCUCGGGAUACCCUGUAUACUUUUUAUAUGUAUUUAUUUAAUUUGACCAUUCUAUCUUAAACCGUGAAUAUAACAUAUAGAUGAUAAAUCUCUAUAGUUCUAUGGAAUUUGGAUGCGAGCGAAUAAUUUAUUGGUUAUGUUUCUUUUUGUACAUCUCGAAUUUCAGACAUCUGGAAAUCAUAAUAUUUCAAAACCAAGGUCUUUUCACUGACCAAUCACCGGCUUACCUCCAUAGAAAAGAUUCUAAAAAAUCUGCCUACCACGACUGUGGAGUUGUAGAGAAAUACCUUGCUCAAAACUCUAACGAUCCUCCAUGACAUGCUAUGUAUAUUGUUAGAGUUUAUAUAUUUUCUAUGGCGUUUAAUGUUUAGAUGCACAGUUGCUAUUUCCACUUAAAUUCACUGCAGUGAUGAUAAUUAUUAUUGAUGAUAUAUUAUUAUGAUAAUGCUGUGGUGGUCGAAAUGAUCUGUGAGCACUGAGUAGUUGGUACCUGUCUGUAUGGCUCAUUCUGCGGCACAUCUCUAUCGGACAGUGGUUUUCAUUAUUGUCAUGGUCUCAGACAGUCAUUGAGUAAAAAAAAAUGAAUAACAAAGAGUCAGAACAAGUCAACAUAGAACAAAAACCUCAAAUAUCUAUCGAAUUAGAUGGCAGUGUAAUUCAACUUCCACUAUCAACCUUCAAUGAUAUAUUAGAACGAGAAAUCACCAACUAUAUAUUGAAAAAAGAGGCUAAUGAAAAUAAUAUUAUUGACCUGAAUGAUUUGGUAAAUGUUCAGAGUUGGAAAACAAAAUAUAAAGAAUUGGAAAACCAAGCCAAUAUUCUUCGUAGCAUUAUACACCGCUUUAAGAGAAAUUUAGAAACUGAUAAGUUUGCUCAACCACCGAGGUGUAUGUCUACUUCAGUUAGUCAAAAUGUUAACAUUUCAACAAAUGUAAAAAUGGCCAACAAUCAUAAGGAUUCUUUUACGGAAUGUCAAGUAUUUACCAUAUCAGAUAGUGAAGAUGACCCUAUCGUCAUAACGGCUGAUACGUCAAAAAACAAAGCAAUACAAACUCAAGAUGAAAUUAUUAUCGAUUUAGAUAAUGAAACCCAAGACUUGAAGGCUAAAUAUAAGCCAGGUCCAAAAUCGAAAACAAUUGUUUCUAAACAAGAUUUCAAAACCAAUGAUAAUAAUAAAGAACUUCCCAUGAAUACUGAAGCCAGUAAAACUUUAAGUAAUGGAGAACGUUUAUCCACAACUAUACGUAAACGGAAACCUGGGCCAAAAUCAAAGACGAUGGUUGUUGAUGAUAUAGUUCCUAAUAAGGCUGUAAAUAAGGAACCUGUUGAAAAAAAAAUGUGUUUAAAUGAGUGUAAAGAUAUAAAAAACAAAAAAUCAAAUACUACAAAUUUGUUAAAUUGUAAUUCAGUAAAGAAAUUAGAAGUUCCCAAGAAGCAUAAUCAUAAUUUACUCAUUAAGUCUUCAAGUUUAAAGUAUCCACCACCUUAUCCCUUAAUACCACCACAUAAUAAUCAACCGUCAUGGAAAAACGUGCCACCAAUUCCUAAUAUGACAAUCAAAACUUCAGGAAAUAAAGUUACAUUAACUUGGAACUUGAAUGUGACUUACCAGACAGCAGAAAUAAAACUGUAUGAACUUUUUGUAUGCCAAGAAACAGAUAAACCUCCAGAAGCCUCAAUGUGGAAAAAAAAAGGCUGUAUAGAAGCAGAUAUUUUGCCUAUGGCUUGUGAACUAGAAGUAUUUGAUUUAGGAUAUGUUUACUAUUUUGCUCUGAGAGCUGUGGAUGUUCACAACAGACGUGCACCUUUUGCUUUACUAAAAACUAAGGUUUAGGUUAUCAAUUUACAAUAAGUUUUUUGUAUGUAAACUUUUUGUUGUAACUUAAUUAUUUGCCAAUUUGUUAAGUAUUGUAAGACAAUAAUUUUUUCUCAAUAAUGAGUACCUACCUACAUUUUUUUUUAACUACCUCUAAACUAUAAGACUUGUUGAAUUUGUUUGACUGUAAACUUUUGUCUACUGAUAUCUAUGGUUCAAAUAUAAUAAAAUAUAUAUAAUUUUACAUAUUA
Messenger RNA from Myzus persicae (green peach aphid), 2193 nucleotides. Its product is annotated as activating transcription factor 7-interacting protein 2-like. Gene Ontology annotation, biological process: regulation of DNA-templated transcription. Lineage: Eukaryota; Metazoa; Arthropoda; Insecta; Hemiptera; Aphididae. Gene Ontology annotation, cellular component: nucleus; transcription regulator complex. Gene Ontology annotation, molecular function: transcription coregulator activity; protein binding. The coding region runs from base 707 to 1960 and encodes 417 amino acids. The transcript has 3 exons. The record is from RefSeq and is a predicted model, not a curated record.